Molecule: messenger RNA, 820 nt
Organism: Cutaneotrichosporon oleaginosum
Lineage: Eukaryota; Fungi; Basidiomycota; Tremellomycetes; Trichosporonales; Trichosporonaceae
Source: RefSeq, a predicted model, not a curated record
UGAGGAUCUCCGCGAAACGCGUGACCGGAUGCGUGGCGAGGUAGAGGCGCUAAACAACGUUAUCGCCCGGAAGGAACGCAUGAUGGCUGAUGUGCUUGCACGAGCACGAACCGCCGAGGCAUCCGCUACUCAGAAUGCUUCUGAACGCAAAGAGCUCGAAGCGCGCGUUAAGAAAGCUGAGGCCGAUUCGCGCGGAGAAGUGGAGGUCGCGGCUGCAGCUCGCGCGAAGGCUGAGUCCGAGUGUAAUGCACUACGCGAUCUCGUACAUUCCAUGCGUGAGGCGUGGACGCGUGAGGCGGCCGCUCUUAGGGAAGAGGUGAAUUGCUCCCAAGCUCAGAUGCGCGAGGAGCGUGCAGCGGCUUCGAAGAAAUAUGAGGAGGCACUCGUGUUAGUUCGCGACCGAAGCGCCGAGUCUAGAGACGUGGCUGCCCUUAUUGAAGAGGUCCAGACCAAGAAUCGCGAGGCUCUUGAAGCCUACAGCGCCGAAGUACAGACGUUGCGCGCCGAUGCCGAGCGCAGCUCACGCGAAACCACUGAGGCACGAGAUAUGGCUAUAACGCUUUCGCAAGAGCUCGCUCGCCUUCGUCGCUUUGCGCGUCAGCCGCCGCGCGAAGACCUGGAUGCCAUAAUUGCUUCUGACCAGGAGGAGCUCAGUUGACAUCCAAGCCGUUACGUACAUUCCCACCUCCUCGUUCGCACCUCAACUUCCCGCUGGUUCAAGUUUAGAGCACGCGGGGCAGGCCGCGGAUGCACAGCGCUAAUCCCUGCAUUGCACUGCCCGCCAUCUGUAUCAUUUCCUGUAUGCAUUAUUUGUUUUGUG